CUGGGAGCAGCCAGCGGCUCAACGCUCGCACUCCUGCCUGGCAGCCCCACCGCGCUUAUCUCUCCACUCCCACCGCCGCCCAAGGGCCCCUAGUCGCCGCCACCAUGGACGCCAUCAAGAAGAAGAUGCAGAUGCUGAAACUCGACAAGGAGAACGCCUUGGAUCGAGCCGAGCAGGCGGAGGCCGACAAAAAGGCAGCGGAAGACAGGAGCAAGCAGCUGGAGGACGACAUCGCGGCGAAGGAGAAGCUGCUACGGGUGUCGGAGGACGAGCGGGACCGGGUGCUGGAGGAGCUGCACAAGGCGGAGGACAGCCUCCUGGCUGCCGACGAGGCCGCCGCCAAGCUGGAAGAUGAGCUGGUGUCGCUGCAAAAGAAACUCAAGGGCACUGAAGAUGAACUGGACAAAUACUCCGAGGCACUCAAAGAUGCCCAGGAGAAAUUGGAGCUAGCGGAGAAAAAGGCCACCGACGCUGAAGCCGAUGUAGCUUCUUUGAACAGACGCAUCCAGCUGGUUGAGGAAGAGUUGGAUCGAGCUCAGGAGCGUCUGGCCACAGCUCUGCAGAAGCUGGAGGAGGCAGAGAAGGCUGCAGAUGAGAGUGAGAGGGGCAUGAAAGUCAUUGAGAGCCGAGCCCAAAAGGAUGAAGAGAAGAUGGAAAUUCAGGAGAUCCAACUGAAAGAGGCCAAGCACAUUGCUGAAGAUGCCGACCGCAAGUAUGAAGAGGUGGCCCGUAAGCUGGUCAUCAUUGAGAGUGACCUGGAACGUGCAGAGGAGAGGGCUGAGCUCUCAGAAGGCAAAUGUGCCGAGCUUGAAGAAGAAUUGAAAACUGUGACGAACAACUUGAAGUCACUGGAGGCUCAGGCUGAGAAGUACUCACAGAAGGAAGACAAAUAUGAGGAGGAGAUCAAAGUCCUUUCUGACAAGCUGAAGGAGGCUGAGACUCGGGCUGAGUUUGCAGAGAGGUCAGUGACUAAAUUGGAGAAAAGCAUUGAUGACUUAGAAGAGAAAGUGGCUCAUGCCAAAGAAGAAAACCUUAGUAUGCAUCAGAUGCUGGAUCAGACUUUACUGGAGUUAAACAACAUGUGAAAACCUCCUUACCUGCGGCCACAGUCUUUCUUUUUGUUGUUUCAUUUUGUUUUUAAAUACCUGCUUACCAUGAAACCCCUUGAGUACAUUUUUAUAUACUUCUUCCACUGUCACUACCACUGUCACUAAAACAUCUGCAAAGAACCAGCUAGGGCAGGGGGUUGGGAAAGACACAAAAAUGCAAGCGCAUAUUGGGGCACUCGUGAUUUAAAUGUGCCAUUUCCCAGAUUGACAUUGCUACACUUUGUAGAGUUUAGCCAUGAAGUUUGCUUAGCCAGUGUAGGAAUCCUCAUGAAAACAGAAUUUCAAUCAGAGUGCCAAUGGUGGGUCACUAGGGAGAUUGAUGUUGGAGACAAUCAGCUGCAGAUUGGUGCUACUUUAAACAAAAUGGCCCCUUUAGGGUCUUUUGUUCAAUAAUGUACAAUUUAGACUGCUGUCCAACACUAAUUUAUUUUGCCUUGAGUUUUGCUGCAAGAGGAGACUCUGGAUUUCGUUUGUCUGUAUUCAUUAGAGCCACAUUCCUUUCCAACUGACACACUUGCCGCUCAUUCCAGCUCUAGCAUUCAAUGUGGACUCUCACUCUGACAUGGAGAUUAGGCACUACAUAUGUAAUUGGUAAAGAAAAGCAUUUUCUUAAGAGUUAUAAGUACAUGUAAACACUGUAUAAUGAUAUGGAAUAAAAUACACAUUGUAGGACAUUUUCUAA
Nannospalax galili (Upper Galilee mountains blind mole rat) is the source of this 1791-nucleotide messenger RNA. It is a transcript of the gene Tpm1, whose product is annotated as tropomyosin 1. Lineage: Eukaryota; Metazoa; Chordata; Mammalia; Rodentia; Spalacidae. The coding region runs from base 105 to 1085 and encodes 326 amino acids. The transcript is spliced from 10 exons. Gene Ontology annotation, biological process: actin filament organization; cardiac muscle contraction. Gene Ontology annotation, molecular function: actin filament binding. Gene Ontology annotation, cellular component: actin filament. The record is from RefSeq and is a predicted model, not a curated record.